Molecule: messenger RNA, 3542 nt
Organism: Acipenser ruthenus (sterlet)
Lineage: Eukaryota; Metazoa; Chordata; Actinopteri; Acipenseriformes; Acipenseridae
Product: MICOS complex subunit mic25a-like
Exons: 10
Coding region: 176-922 (248 amino acids)
Cellular component (GO): mitochondrion; MICOS complex
Source: RefSeq, a predicted model, not a curated record
AUACACGGCCACCAAUCCUGUUGGCUUGUACUUUGAUGCCGUGAAUUUGACAUUUCAUGUGAAGUGCAAGCUAGAUGCUUAAAAUAUAAAUAAAGUGAUAAUAACAGAAGAACGUGUCCGUUUCCAUAAUCUACAAAGAAUAGUUACCGAGGUUUAAUAAAAGAUUAUUCUUACGAUGGGUGGUAGCGAAAGUACAGGCAGGAAGGUCUCUUUUGGUUUGGACGAGGAUGACAGGGUCAGGGUACUGCAUGGAAUCAAGCUGUCUGAAGAUGUUGUGAAACGCAUGAAAGAAACUUCAGGGCAGUCAACGCCUUCGGUUUCAGAUCAUGGGUCCUCUCACAGAGGAGCUGGUAGCUCCCCUAGCUCCACAGGUCCUAAACCUCCAUCUGAAGAGAGCUCAGGGAAAAAGUCUACAGAAAGAGAGGAGGAACUGUACAAAAGGUACGAACGAGAACAGGCUCUGGUUCAAGAAGAGCUGGCCAGGAUUGCAAAGAGGGAGCGGAUGGCAGGGCAAGAAAGUCUGGCUCUGGCUGUUACGCGGGAAAGAGCCCAGGCCAGCGAGGAGAAGCAGAAAACCAAAGUGAUGCCUGCAGAUUUGGAUGCUUGGGCGAAACAGCUGGAGAGGAAAGAAGCUGAGCUGAAACGGCUGGACGCCUUUUAUAAAGAGCAGCUGGCACACCUGGAGAAGAAGAACAUUGAGUACUACAAGCUGACGUCUGAACAAUUCCGCGAAGCAGCAACGCAGGCAGAAGCCCAUGUGAAAAAGAGGAACGUGGAGCCCGUGUGUUCCAACCUGCAGUCGGAGAUUCUGCGAUGCUACAGAGAGCAUCAGCAUGAGACCUUGAACUGCUCCGACCUGGCUAGAGAGUACAAGCAGUGCAUCAAUGCAGCCAAAAAGAACCUGAUGGUGAAUCACGGAUGAAAACCUCCAGGAAUUGAGAGUCAAACCUGGGGUCCAUACAUCGGGAGCAACUUUAACCUGACUGGAAACCAUCUACAAUGAUUAUACCAAUUUGUAUUGCAAGAAGGAGUAGAUGGUUGUUUAUAGCAUGAGGACAACUGCCUUUUUAAAAAAAAUCAUUAUCUCAUUAUAUACUUUAGCUUUAUUAAUUUAACUAUGCCCUUUGGGGUCAAAAUAAUCCCUCCAUAUUUAAAUAUAGUCAAUUCAGAACCGAUCAGUAAAUACCAGGGUACCUUUUUGGUUCAUAAUUUACUCAAUUACAAAAACAAUUGUGCAGCAGGUAUGAAAACAGUAAAAGUAACGUCUGCUAUCAAUUCCAGGUGAGUCACGUUUAUUUUAACUACUGGCCUUCAAAUACUCAAUGACAUUAAAAAGUAAGAAGAUUCAAAUGUCAGUUCCCUUACCAUUCCAUAGAGUUUGCAUUCAUUCUGAGUGGUGCUGGGUUCAAUAUUGAAUGAUAGCAAAACACAUAAUAUAGUAAGGCAAAUGUUAAAAAAAGCAAUACAAAUGACAUUACAUACAACUUACUCUUUAACAUUUAGGGUACCGUAGUCAUACCAACAUAGUUGUGAAGCAUAUUUAGUUUGUCUAGUUCUAAAUGAUUCAUCAAAUAAUUGAGCCAAAGGACUAAAGCUUCCCAGUUCCAGCUAACAGCUAAAAGUAUCUAUAAAAAACAUGGUGCCUGACCUGAAUGUGGAUAUACUGUCAUACAAUAAAGACAUUGUUUGCUGCACUGUAACAUAUAAAAUAUACUUGAAGUGUUAUGUUGUUUGAUUGAUUGUUAUUAAAAUUAAAAAUAUGCAUAGAUAGUAGUGAAAAUCUGACUAACAUUCCCUUUACAAGAAGAACUGACAUUUACUAUUUAAAAGUAAGUAAAUGCAAUGGCCAUUACAGAAUCUGUAUAUUAAAACCAUUAUAAUUAUAGAAACAAUAUGUGUUUUAGCCAUAAUAUUCAGAUGUCUUGCCCAGUCCUAUGGUUAAUACAGUGUACUGUAUGUGUGGAGUGAGUGUUGUGUUGAUUCAUGUUAGACAAAUAGAUUCCCUAUUUGAUCACCUACUAACCUCUCAGGAUUGCUGACUUUGUGGAAAUAUAAAGAAUUCUUGAACACACUUUCAAAAGCCAUUGAGUUUUCUCCAUGGCCGUGUCGAGUAUCAUUCACUGUAUAUUUACGAAGGACAAACAGUUUACUGUGCACUUUGGCUAUAUAAUAUCCCACUGAGUCUAAAGAGGUAUUGCUGACUGCAGACAACUCCACUAUGAGUAACUCGCCAAGUUUCAACAUGAGCUUUUAAGCAACAUGUUAAACCUAAUUUCACCACAUACAUUAUCUGGAGCCAGGUAAUCUCUGAAGAAUAUUCCUUUGCAGUUAAUUUAACAUAGUAGCAAAGGUGAGACACAGCAUAUUCUAAGAACAAGUAAUUGUGUGCUAUACAAACUGCCUGGCUACUUUAUUAGGACCUUUCUACCCAAUUGGAUUUGCUAUCGCCCUGGUGUGGGAUGUUCUCCAGAUACGAAACUUAAACCAACUUGGAAGUAAAUAUUGGCCCAACUUAAUACUGGGUUUCAAAUAUGGUUCUAGAUCAGUUCAUCACUAGCUAAAUGAAAAAGCUUGUUUAAGACUGUAACCUUGCUGUUAGAUUCUACAAACAGCUUGCACACCAGGGUGUAUAAUUAUUGUACUUUCCUUUGGGUCGUUCAGAAUCAGGGCAAGGUUUGUAAAAAUCACACCACACAAAUUAGAAUGGGACCCCCACAUUGUAAAUUGCGAGGCUGCUUAUUUACCACCGACAAGGGUAUAAGCUGUCUGUCACUUUGAUGGGCACAUCACUGGGUUGAUAUUCCACUGAUUUCUCUUAUGUGGAGUCCUGAUUAUUAACCAUUGUUAAGCUUCAGGUCCGUUGCACAGUCCAUCAAAAUGUUGAAUUCCGAUCUUGCACUGUAUGCCAUGUGCAAUGGAUUAUAGUAUAUUACUGUAUGUUUGUGUAUGCAUACGCUAGUCAAACAAAACAGAUUUCAUUUGCAAGAGUGAAAAGAAAAUGAAAAAGCACACAUUUAAUAUACAGGUUGGAUUUUCCACUUUCCCUUAUUAAGAAAAAAAAAACACGUUGAAUUAGCGCUGUCCUACUCUAUAUCUGACAGUGGCAUCACAGGUGUUGCAAUUGUUUUGUAGAAUGGACUACUGAUACUGAGGAUUAGACAGACUGAUUAAUAUAAGGAAUGGGCAGAAUAUUUGAAUUUCACAUUCCUAUUAAGGGACACAUUUCUAACAAUAGAACCAUUAUAGUUUUUUGGCCACCAUACUCACAUUGUUUGACCAAAUGAACAAAUUACUUAACAAAUUAAUAAAAUAGUUUUUCCAGACCAUCAAUAAGCAAACACAAAAGACAAAGAAGACAGGCCCGCCCAAUACAAGUGCCAUUUUAGUCUAAACAGAGAGGGGACAAAACUGGAAAAAUAAUAGUGGUUACAGGGAACGUGUUUGGCUACUGGUUGAUAUGAAAAAAAAAAUCUGUAAAAGUUUAAAUAUUUACAUCAGUUAAUAGCUGACUUCAUGCCACAGAAAAUAAAUAUUUUAUGCUU